AUGCAGAUCUCUGUUCGUCCCCUAUUCAAAUGUUCAACUGUGGAAUACCUCAAAUCCGUUGCUCACGACGAGAAGGUCAGGAUAAUAGCUGACUUCUGCCGGAAAAUAGCUCUCGCUGUAGCUUACAAGGAAUCGGAUAUCCGCCGUGUGACGGCAGUCGUGCUUGGGCCCCCAGAGACACCUUACCAGUUCGGUCUAUUUGAGGCUUAUUAUCCUGCCGCUCCCCCUAGCGUUCAAGCUCUUACAACCAAUGGAGGAAAGUGUCGCUUCGGGCCAAACAUUUAUGCUGGAGGCAAGGUUUGCCUAACUUGGGGUUGCGAGCCAGGAGAGGAAUGGUCAUCUGCCCAAGGAUUGGAGUCGGUUUUGAUCUCUAUCCAAAGCCUCAUGUCGAGCAAUCCAUAUGAAAACGAGCCAGGAUAUCAAGGGAUGAACGCUCCGGGUGACAAAGAACACAGCAAAGCUUAUGUUAGCAAGAUUCGCCAUGAAACAAUCCGCAUUGCAGUACUUCUCCCAUUGGAAGCAUCAUUGGGCAUCCAGACAGAUGGCACGGUGAAACCGCCGGAGACAAAGGGAGACGGAGAUGAUGAAUACACUGACCUAUUCGACGAAGAGGAUGACACGUUCUUUGAGCCUUUUGUGGAUCUUCGGAAGCGACGGCUCCUCUGGUAUUUUGACUCCUACAUGCGGACAAUCGACGAAGAAGAGCCACGAGUCCGGCGCCGUCAAGGAUUUGAGAUGAUGCCAUUUGAGAGUGAGGAUAACCGCAUGAAGGGGCACUUCAACUACCCCGAAUUGAGGCGUCGGCUUAUCCGCGUGAGAAAGGCUAUCAUCGAUGAGACUCACAGUUGGCCAGCAGAAGGCCUUGUGUCGAAGGGACAAGAAUCCAGUCUUGCAUUCAGCUUACAAAGCCAGUAUGAUCAGAUUGUUGAAGAUCUCAAGAGCCGCCAGAAUUUCGCAGUUGACCUGAGCCUCGGCGACAAAAACCCUUUUCUCUGGGAAUUAACUUACUUUGGCCGGCCCAUGACCCAGCUCGAUGGUGGAAUCUUCAAGAUGAAGAUCUACCUUAAUCCACGAUUUCCAGACGAGCAGCCCCGUGUCUUCUUGGAAACACCGCUUUUCCACUAUCGGGUUUCGAAGGAUGGAGUGUUGUGCUAUUUUCCUCAGCGCCCAGAGGAGAUGCACUCUCAUAUCGAAGCGAUCAUGGCGAUAUUCGAAGAAGAGGCUCCGCCCUAUGAUCCCCGGACAACUGUGAAUCUUGAGGCAUCCAAGCUGUUCUGGGGUAGUCCCGAGGACCGAAAGAAAUACAACCGUGCGCUUCGCCGGUCCGUGGAGAAGAGUGUUGAGUAA
Molecule: messenger RNA, 1347 nt
Organism: Aspergillus clavatus NRRL 1
Lineage: Eukaryota; Fungi; Ascomycota; Eurotiomycetes; Eurotiales; Aspergillaceae
Product: ubiquitin-conjugating enzyme E2
Exons: 4
Coding region: 1-1347 (448 amino acids)
Source: RefSeq, a predicted model, not a curated record